This is a messenger RNA of Asterias rubens (European starfish), 930 nucleotides long. RefSeq lists its product as uncharacterized. The record is from RefSeq and is a predicted model, not a curated record. NCBI's taxonomy places the organism in Eukaryota, Metazoa, Echinodermata, Asteroidea, Forcipulatida, Asteriidae. Bases 1 to 930 code for a protein of 309 amino acids. The transcript is spliced from 3 exons.
AUGGGAACCAAGAAGCAUGAUAUCCUGUUCAUCUGUCUUGAAGUGUUCGUUCUGCUUGCAUUCAUAUCCAGCUUGCUAAUCAGCAAUUCAAAUGGUGGUAACAACUCACUAGGCUGGUUCCUCAACAACGGCACCGGAAGUGUCGCCAGGCUCUACCCUACCGAGAUAGCUCCUGCUGGCUGGACCCUCACGGUAUGGCAAGUCAUCCACAUCUUCGAAGGCCUGUUCCAUCUCUACGUUCUGACGUCACUGGUUAGAAGGAACGUCCAGGGACCAGUCUACCGAAACCCGGUGCUCAUUACACCCGUCAUGUUGCUACUGUACGGGUUCGUCGUCGCUCUCAACAUUUCAUGGGUGUUCGUGUAUGAUAGACAGUACGUGCCAGUUGCAUGUGGACUCAAUGCUCUCAUGCCGAUCGCAUUAUGCACACUCUUAGUUCUGCACCAUCGUAAAGUUGACCAAAAUGGCUUCAUCAUGAAACAGAAUCACAAGUGUGACCUAGUCCUCGUCCGAAUCAUCGUCCAGAAUGGUAUGGCCCUUUAUGCCACAUGGGUCACCAUAUCAACUCAGUUAACCCUCGCAACCGUCUUGACGUACUGGGGAGACGUGGAGCAGUCCAUAUCGUGUACAAUCAGCCUCUCAAUCGUCCUUGGAUUGUUUCUGAUCUAUUCGGUCCUCGAGAACUUCGUCUGGGAUAAGUACCUCCGCUACACCUAUACCGUCUGGAUGAUCGUCAUCAUCGCCCUCAGCGGCAUCAUUGCGAGAAACUGGAACCCAGAGAAGCGUAACGCCAUCUAUUCGGUCGUGAUCAUUUCAUUGGCAGCGGGGCUCUUCAUUUUAAAAAUCGGACUUAGCAUGUGGCGCUGUUGUAAGAGGCCACUUUAUACAGACAGUGUAUCAGAGUCCAAAAUGGAUCUGGAGUUAGCUUAG